AUGGGUCUCGGCAUCCUCUCUGACCAUGCGCUCGAACAGGUCCCUGGGACCGCGCAGGUAUUGGAAGGCGAGCAGCGGAGGGAAAUCGAAAGAAAUGCAGGAACUAUCAUAGGGAGGUCAGGCUUGAAGUACGACAAAACUGGGACAAUACUGCUUGUUCCGCAGCCGAGUGAUGAUCCGAAUGAUCCGCUUAACUGGUCGCUUCGUCGUCGCGACAUCAUUCUCCUUCUUCUAUCCUCCAUAUCAGUCAUCGCAAGCACCCUCUCUCCCAUUCUUGCCGCCAAUACUGUCUCCCUCGCCAUUUACUUUGGUCACAACCUAACCGACAUGGCUCUAUUGACCGGCUACCACCUCUUGGGUGUCGGAGUCGCAGGCUUUCUUUUCGUGCCAUCAGCGCGUAUCUGGGGAAAACGACAUGUGUACAUUCUAGGAACUGUGAUAGUCGUGGUGAGUUGUGCGUGGGGUGGCGCGAUAGGAAACAAUUAUGCUGGGUUUCUAUGGGCGAGGGUGUUUCAAGGCGUGGGCCUAGCGCCAUUCGAAGCGCUCGUCAAUGCCAGUGUUGGCGAUAUGUAUCACGUCCACGAGCGCGGAGUCCGUAUGGCGCUGUCAAACUUCGCCGUCUUUGGAGGCGCGUUCCUUACCCCAGUUUUGGUAGGAGUGAUUGCAGAUUCAAUCGGAUAUCAGUGGACAUUCUAUUUUGUCGCCAUAUUCUCGGGGAUCAUGCUACCGCUGAUCAUACUCUUCUGCCCGGAAACGGCGUUCAGGAGGGAAGAGAAAUUUGACACCGACACUAUGGGGAACUUACUGGUUAAGGAUGGAGAAGAGAUGAAAAUCCUGGGUAAUAGGGGGUCGAGUAGCACAUCUGCUGAACACGAAGCAGCUGGAAACACGGAUGAAAAAGGAGCUGGAAACUCUGCGGACCAACGUUCGGUGGGCGAUUCGCCACGCAAGGUUACUUUUCUCGAAAGUAUGAAGCCGUUCAAUGGGCGGAAAACAGAUGACCGGUAUCUGCACCUCCUUCUGCGGCCGUUCUCGCUGUUCUUGCAUCCGGGUAUACUGUGGGCCUGUCUCAUCCAAGGCAGUCUAAUCGGUUUCACGGUCCUUAUCGGUGUUGUGCUUGCAGCAAUUAUGCUUGGCCCACCGCUUUGGUUUGGAGAGAAGGAGACAGGAUACAUGUAUACAGGCGCCUUCAUCGGUGCACUCCUCGGCUUCGCCCUCACCGGUCUGAUUAGCGACUGGUCCGCCAAUCUGCUCACACGUCUCAAUAACGGCGUCUACGAACCCGAGUUCCGCAUGGUGCUCGUGAUCCCACAACUCAUAUUAGGUUGUGCUGGUAUCUACGGCUUCGGCUGGACCAGCGCAGAUACGGCGAAGUACGGCUGGUUUUGGCCAGAUUUCUUCUUCGCGCUCGUAGUUAUGGGUAUGGUGUGUGGUGCUGUCGCCAGUGCGCUAUACAUUGUCGAUGCGCAUCGCGGCAUGUCCAUCGAAGCUUUCACGUGCCUCCUCGUUUUCAAGAACGUGUUCUCCUUCGCCCUGACGUUUAAAGGCUUCGACUGGGUCGUUGAAGCUGGACGGCGGAGUGGGGUAGGUGGUGGUGGGGGAAUCAAGACCCUGUUUAUCGCCGUCGGGAGUGCGCAGGUCGCUGUUUGUGCGUUGACGAUUCCGAUGUAUAUCCUCGGCAAGAAGAACCGGAGUUUCUUCCACCGCCACAAUGUUUUCUUUGCGGUAACGGAUUGGGUGGCGGAUAAACUGACAUUUUGGUAG
Messenger RNA from Alternaria triticimaculans, 1764 nucleotides. RefSeq lists its product as uncharacterized. Gene Ontology annotation, molecular function: transmembrane transporter activity. Gene Ontology annotation, biological process: transmembrane transport. The record is from RefSeq and is a predicted model, not a curated record. Lineage: Eukaryota; Fungi; Ascomycota; Dothideomycetes; Pleosporales; Pleosporaceae. The transcript is spliced from 6 exons. Bases 1 to 1764 code for a protein of 587 amino acids.